AAGUUGUUAGGUAGCCAACAGACCGCAAGGUUUAAGCAUUCGUCUCCAGCGUUGUCGCUUAAGCGGGUAGAAUAAGCCACAUGUAAUUCAAUCGCUGCUUGGGAGUUAUUUAAUCAACGAGCUAUUGUCUUACAGUGGGAAUAUAUAAGUGAUCAUGUCGGAGGAUAAAAUAGACACGGAUAAAGACUUAGGAAGACGCGAACAAACCCCUCUUGAACAGAAAAGGGCUCUCCGGCCGAUUUUGAAGGACCAGUACCACCAAGACAGCUUGUUCGGGAAUUCAUUCCAAUCGAAAUCAUUUUUCGUCGUGCACCCCGAGUGGCUGUCGGAAGCCGUCGAUAACACGGAUCCGGAGCCCCUGCAACGUCCCCCAUGGCCGUGGGAGCAACCCCGCUACCGCCAGAACGUCCAACUACCCAUUACGUACAAAAUCGAGGAGUCCGAAACCAAGAGUGACGAAAACGAGACUGAAAAGGAUAAAGCCGGUUCUGCACCGAGUUCCCCGCUACCCUAUGCACUACCGAUCGGUUAUACCUUCACACACCCGAGUAUAGAUGACGCUAAACCGUUUUUGAAACAUACACAAUUUGGGGCUCCCGUAGUAGAUACAUCAAACUAUAAAUUGAGUUUUUGAAAUAGUAAUACAUCAGUUAUUGUUUCAAGUUUUUAAUAUUAUAAGUAUUAUAUAGUUGCAUAGAAAUAGACUUGAAACGUGUUUGAACUGUAUUAUAAAAUAUUCCCUGUCUUAAAUUUGUUUUAUUGUUAGAAAAAAAUAAAGAAAUACAAUUAAACAUGUAUAGCUGAAGACGCACAUGUAUCAAAUUGACCAUCGAAGUAGUUCACAUAUUCCUAUACAGUUAACCAACAUUUAUUUACAACAUACCUGAAAGAGCUUCAUUUCUUGUCAAUAUUCACGUAUUGUUAAUACACUCAGUAAGCAUACAAUUGAAACUAUAAUGACAUUGUUGUAAAACACAUGGGAAUUGUUAUUUGAUGUUCCUUGGAAUAUAUGUGUUCUGUCUUGAUAGCAAAUGCAACCUUUACCGCCACAGUAUUAUAAGUGCACGUAAGUUUCAAUUAUAAGUUAAUAAAAGUACUAAGUUUU
Mya arenaria is the source of this 1105-nucleotide messenger RNA. RefSeq lists its product as uncharacterized. Bases 155 to 634 code for a protein of 159 amino acids. Lineage: Eukaryota; Metazoa; Mollusca; Bivalvia; Myida; Myidae. The record is from RefSeq and is a predicted model, not a curated record. The transcript is spliced from 4 exons.